CGGGGGCGGCCUCGGUGGGUCGGGAGGAGGCUGGGUUCGGCCUCGUGGGGUGGAGUGAGGGGUCGAGCCGCGGCGCCCCCAGCCCCAGCCGCCCGCGCGCACCCAGACUCGGGGCAUGCGGGUGACUCAGCUGCGCCCCGGCCACGCGGGGGCGCUCCGCCUCCGCCCGGACUGCGGGGGGGAAGGGCGGGCGGUGGCAGGAACUGGGGGUCGCUCUCGGGGGUCCUAACCCAGCUAUUCGGAGGAGCUUCCGGCCUCCCUCGCCACCCAGAGAACUCGGGCUGGCUCCCCGCACCCCGACUGCCCCAGCUGCCACCCCGCCACACCUGGUGCCCCAGGAAAAUGCCCCUGGGAGAGGGAGCCCAAGGGGAAGUGAGGCUAGGCAGCUUCCCAGAAGUGUUUGCAAACUAGUUUUUGCGCAAAAGCUGUCUGGCACCUGCGUAUUGAAGGGAUGAGGUAGGAGGAGGAGAGGCCCUCUUUCUGUCCAGCUGUCUCACUUGCCUCCCCCCCACCUCCCCAGGUUAGAAAGCCCUUCUUUGGGAGAGGAGCUGCCUCCCAGGGGGCCCUGAGAUUUACACAAAAUCACUGGCCUAGGGAAGGGACUGAGACUCCCCCCUAGGGCCCAUUUUGUUGUCCAACCUUAGGGUUGGCGCAUCUGGGGGUGUAAGCUGUGACCGAUGGAUAUGGGACAUGUGGCUUCAGUAAUCAUUGCUCUCUUGCCAGACUGCCAAGAACUGCUGCCACCAGCUCCACCACCCACCCCCAUGGCCUAUAUCCCUGAAGGGGGUACCCCAGCUGUGGGGGCAGCCCCUGUGGGCUCCCAGUAUUGCGUGUGCAAGGUGGAGCUGUCAGUGAGCGGCCAGAACCUGCUGGACCGCGACGUUACCUCCAAGUCUGACCCCUUCUGCGUCCUCUUCACGGAAAAUGAUGGCAGGUGGACCGAGUACGACCGAACAGAAACGGCCAUCAACAACCUUAGCCCUGCCUUCUCCAAGAAGUUCGUCCUCGACUACCACUUUGAGGAGGUGCAGAAGCUCAAGUUCGCCCUGUUCGAUCAAGACAAGUCCAGCAUGCAGCUUGAUGAGCAUGACUUCCUGGGCCAGUUCUCCUGUAGCCUGGGCACGAUCGUCUCCAGCAAGAAGAUCACUCGGCCUCUGCUGCUGAUGAAUGACAAGCCGGCAGGGAAGGGCCUGAUCACGAUCGCUGCCCAGGAGCUGUCAGAUAACCGGGUCAUCACGCUGAGUCUGGCAGGCAGGAAGCUGGACAAGAAGGACCUCUUUGGGAAGUCAGACCCUUUCCUGGAGUUCUACAAGCCUGGAGACGAUGGCAAGUGGAUGCUGGUACACAGGACAGAGGUGAUCAAGUACACGUUGGACCCUGUGUGGAAGCCCUUCACUGUGCCACUGGUGUCCCUGUGUGAGGGGGACAUGGAGAAGCCCAUCCAGGUCACAUGCUAUGAUUAUGACAACGAUGGGGGCCAUGACUUCAUUGGCGAGUUCCAGACCUCCGUGUCACAGAUGUGCAAGGCUCGAGAUGGCAUCCCGCUGGAGUUCGAGUGCAUCAACCCUAAGAAGCAGAAGAAGAAAAAGAACUACAAAAAUUCAGGUGUCAUCAUCCUGUGCUCCUGCAAGAUACACCGGGACUACUCCUUCCUGGACUACAUCCUGGGCGGCUGCCAGCUCAUGUUCACUGUCGGAAUAGACUUCACAGCUUCCAACGGAAAUCCCCUCGAUCCUUCUUCUUUGCACUACAUCAACCCCAUGGGCACUAAUGAGUAUCUGUCAGCCAUCUGGGCUGUCGGGCAGAUCAUCCAGGACUAUGACAGCGACAAGAUGUUUCCGGCGCUAGGAUUUGGGGCCCAGCUGCCCCCAGACUGGAAGGUCUCCCAUGAGUUUGCCAUCAACUUCAACCCUACCAACCCCUUCUGUUCAGGCGUGGAUGGCAUCGCCCAGGCAUACUCGGCCUGCCUGCCUCACAUUCGCUUCUAUGGGCCCACCAACUUCUCCCCUAUUGUCAACCAUGUGGCACGUUUUGCAGCCCAGGCCACGCAGCAGCAGACGGCCACGCAGUACUUCAUCCUGCUCAUCAUUACGGACGGCGUUAUCAGCGACAUGGAGGAGACACGGCACGCCGUAGUGCAGGCUUCGAAGCUGCCCAUGUCCAUCAUCAUCGUGGGUGUGGGCAAUGCCGACUUCACUGCCAUGGAGUUCCUGGAUGGGGACAGCCAUAGGCUGCGCUCCCACACGGGGGAGGAGGCAGCCCGGGACAUCGUGCAGUUUGUGCCCUUUCGAGAGUUCCGCAAUGCAGCAAAAGAGACUUUGGCCAAAGCCGUGCUGGCGGAGUUGCCCCAGCAAGUUGUGCAGUAUUUCAAGCAUAAAAACCUGCCCCCCACCAACUCGGAGCCCGCCUGAGCACCAGCGCCCACCCAGCCAGCAGCAGCAUGUGGCUGCCGGGCCGCCCGCCCUCCCCCAGGAGCAUGCUGUUGUCCUGCUUCCCUGUGGGUGGCCUUUUUCUAGCCAAUUCACGUUUUCAUUUUUUACAACCGGACUUCCACCCUCAACUUCCCCCAGCACAGCUGGGCCUCUUUUGUUGGAGUCAAACUGAUGACGCUUCCAGAGGCCAAAGCGGCUUCCUUUCCUCCUCCCCCACCCUUAAGUAUUGAAUGUACUUUGUAUCAUUUGAGUGCAGUUAUUAUUGUUAUUAAAAAUAAAAUUUUUACAAUCA
Molecule: messenger RNA, 2724 nt
Organism: Ochotona curzoniae (black-lipped pika)
Lineage: Eukaryota; Metazoa; Chordata; Mammalia; Lagomorpha; Ochotonidae
Gene: CPNE2
Product: copine 2
Exons: 16
Coding region: 678-2411 (577 amino acids)
Biological process (GO): cellular response to calcium ion
Cellular component (GO): plasma membrane
Molecular function (GO): calcium-dependent phospholipid binding
Source: RefSeq, a predicted model, not a curated record